This is a messenger RNA of Gavialis gangeticus (Gharial), 2029 nucleotides long. Its product is annotated as SWI/SNF-related matrix-associated actin-dependent regulator of chromatin subfamily D member 3-like. NCBI's taxonomy places the organism in Eukaryota, Metazoa, Chordata, Crocodylia, Gavialidae. The record is from RefSeq and is a predicted model, not a curated record. The transcript has 4 exons. Bases 1428 to 1868 code for a protein of 146 amino acids.
GUUGAGCUGCCUGGUCCCCAUGCCUCCGGGUGGGAGCUACGGCGCGGCUCGCUUCCAGCUCAUUCAGUGUCUCCUACACGUGGUUCUGGCUGCAGCAGUUGGGUCAGCGACCGCGAGAGAUCGGGUCGCUUCCCAGCUCCUCGACAGGAAUUGUGAGCAGGCGGGAAGGAUAAACCCUCCUGUAACCUGGCAACGUCUCUCUUGCUGUGGCAGCAAACCCUGGCAGGCUGCGGGCGCAUGCGGAGCUGUCAGCAAGCAGAUUGCUGCCCCAGGCCACGGCUGUGGUGAUGGAGGAGCCAGUGCAGCUGAGCGCAGAAUGGCGGCCGCUCCCAGAGCCCGGCAGCACCCGCACCUUUCCCGCCGGCCUGGGCGCUGGGAGCAGGCGAAGGCUGUGAAACCCAUCUCCCAGUUCUUCUGCCCCAUCCCUCCCUUCUCCCCUUCCCUGGGCGUGGCGGGGCAGGCCGUGUCCCUGGGGACAACGUGCUUUGUCGUGCACGUGAGGCUUUGUUGCACACUGCUGGCCACUCGCGCGGGGAAGCAUGUACAGCGUUAAUGAUUUGUCUGUGUCCAUCCAUCCAUUGCAGGGGUGUGUGGCAGGGCUGGAACAGUGGGCCGCGAGCAUCUCGAGGGCAGGGCCCCUAGCCGGGGAGGCGAUCGGGAUGCAGGCAGGCGGGGAAGCCAGCCACACAUUGUGCCCUGCCGUCGCCAUGCUGCGCUGACUCCUUGGCGCACGCUCCCCCUCCGCCUGCCUCCCUCUCCUCACACUCUUUCCUUCCUCUGGCUUGCGCGCUGCCCUUCCUUUCCCCGGAUUUCUGUCUCCUGCUGGUGCUGCGCUUGUCCGGAGGGGCUUGUUCUUAGCCUUCUGUGCUGGAAAUCCUGCCAGUGAAUGUUUCUGUGCUGCCUGCCACGUCCCUGGGGAGAAGGCCUGGGAAUGCAGUGCUGGAGGAGACCAAGACCGCUAUUGUUCCUCACGGCUGCCGGGUGCUUUCUCUAGCUGGCAGAGCCUCCCCGUGAGCUGCUCCAUGUCCUUGCCGGAGCUCCCCCUGCACCCCAGGGCCCAGGAUCCUGUGGCGCUGGAGAGGAGAGGCUGCAGUGCUGCUGCUGGAAGGCUCAGACGUGUUUUCAGUUUGCCUCCCGCUUAUCUCUGCUGUUUGGACAGAGAGGUUUAAAAGGCUGGAUUUUCUGUCCCUGCAGAGUAAACACACAGACCCGGGCAGCGCAAACUAUUUCUGGCUUAUCAGUUGAGGAAUGCAGCAGCUGAGGAUUAGCGGGAGUGGGCCGUCAGGAAGGCCCUGAAGGGGCCCCCUCCCCACUCCGCUCUAUUAGAAGUGUGAGAGCCCAGCAGGACUCAGAGGGGAGAGUUGGAGAAAAAGGCAGAAAAGGGAAAGAAAGAGGCAGAGGGAGAGGAGAGAGGCUGAGCCGACCCGAUGGCCACGGAUGAAGUUGCCGGCGGGGCUCGCAAAGCCACGAAAAGCAAACUUUUUGAGUUUCUGGUCCACGGGGUGCGUCCUGGGAUGCCAUCGGGUGCUCGAAUGCCCCAUCAAGGGGCACCAAUGGGUCCCCCAGGCCCUGCCUACGUGGGAAGCCCCUCAGUGCGCCCCGGGAUGCCCCAGGCCGUGAUGGAGCCGACACGGAAGCGCACGGCGCCGCAGCAGGUGCAGCAGCAGCAGGUGCAGCAGCAAGUGCAGCAGCAGCAGCAGCAGCAGGCAACCCAGAGCCGCACCAGGAGUGCCAAGAGGAGGAAGAUGGCUGACAAAAUUCUCCCUCAGAGGGGCAUUGAUCAAAAUGCUAAAUUGUAUAGACCCAAAGCCAGUCCCAUCUGUAAGCAUCCUAGCAUUUUGUCAGUUUGCUGCUGCAUGUUGAGUUAGCAGCUUCAUUGAUUUGUCAGUAAGUACUGCCUUGCAUUUGUCAAUAUUGAAUUCAGUCUACUACCCAGUUGCCCAUUCACCAGACUCUGUUAGAUCUCUGAAGUUCCUCACCAUCUUCCCCAGUUUUGACUGACCUAAUAACUUUAAGCCAUCUGCAUAUU